AUGUCAAGCCGUACUGCCAGUUCAUUGUCCUCGAACGAUCCUUCCGCAGCUUCCUCGUCUAGCUCAAGCAUCAGCAGCUCGAUUCUCUCGAGUGCAUCCGAGGUCUCAUCGAGUAGCUCCUUGCAAAUUGGCUCAUCCUCAUCGCCUUCUUCGUCUACUAUAGGCAGUGUCGUUUCGAGUCCUUCUGCAAGUUCUGCCGCAUCCACGGCAAGACAAACAUCGUCUCAAUCUGCUUCGGUCGCCAUAUCAGCCAGUUCAGCUCCUGCAUCGUCCGCUGCCGGCUCGCAGACCUCUUCUUCAUCUUCCUCCUCCUCCUCCACCACCACCUCCUCCUCUCGCUCUUCGUCCAGACCCAUUUCGUCAAGUAUUCGAACGAGCUCGAGCUCGUCCUCGUCUUCGUCUUCUCGAAACGCUUCCCUAUUAAGCACAAGCUCUGUAGCAUCUGCGGCACCCACACCAGUCCGCAAUUUUGGCAAACGUGGUCUAUCUUACAACAAGGCAAAUCUCACUACGCCUUUCUCCCUCAGUGGACAGGGUAGCCAAGUCUCUUGGGCCUACGACUGGUACUACGCACCAUGCACUACUCCCGGUGUGAAUGAUUGCAACUUCAAUCCAGCGCUCGAGUUCGUUCCCCUACUUUACAAUAACGAUCCCAAUCUUUUGUCCAAAUGGCCUGCUGCAGCUCAGAUCGCCAUUGACAAUGGUUCUACCGCUCUUAUGUCAUUCAACGAGCCCGACUACUGCAUCGAUGGCAGUGCUUGCAUGAAUGUGUCUACCGCGGUCUCCUUCCAUCAACAAUACAUGCAGCCCUUUGCUGGCAAAGCUCUGAUUGGUGCUCCUGCUGUCACCAAUGCUGGUGGCACAGACGCCGCUCCUGUGGGCUUGCAAUAUCUUCAGUACUUCCUUGGCAACUGCACAGGUUGUACCAUCGACUUCAUCAACCUCCACUGGUACAGCAACAAAUACGCGGGUGCUUCGUACCUCGAGUCACACAUCAACUCUGCCCGUGCCAUAGCUGCAGGAAGACCCAUCUGGAUCACUGAAUUUGGCUUGAACAAUGAGUUCAGCUAUACUGAUGCCGAGUUGCAGGCGUUUUUGCAGAAGGCUAUGCCAUGGAUGGAUCAGCAGCCUGAUGUGGCUAGAUAUGCGUACUUUAUGGAUGCACCUGGAAUCUUGAUCAAUUCUGCUGGCAAUGCAAUCAGUGGGACAGGUAUAGUCUACAACAGUUUCACCAACAACACGCGGCAGCUUAACGCAUAUACUUGA
Messenger RNA from Aureobasidium uvarum, 1266 nucleotides. The record is from the annotation of a GenBank genome assembly. Lineage: Eukaryota; Fungi; Ascomycota; Dothideomycetes; Dothideales; Saccotheciaceae.